Fraxinus pennsylvanica is the source of this 768-nucleotide messenger RNA. The record is from the annotation of a GenBank genome assembly. NCBI's taxonomy places the organism in Eukaryota, Viridiplantae, Streptophyta, Magnoliopsida, Lamiales, Oleaceae.
AUGUUCAAGAAAUCACUAGCAAACAUCCUUUUUGCUGUCAUCUUUGCAGCCAUGAACGUGGUUACAAUAGUGGCUGCAGUUGAUCCAGCAGCAGGAGCAGCAGCAGGAGGAGAGCCAGUUAUUGAGUUGUACAUGCACGACAUUUUAGGCGGCAGCACCCCAACUGCUCGGCCAAUCACCGGCCUGUUAGGCACCAUCUACAGUGGACAAGUGCCCUUCGCAAGGCCUCUCGGUUUUGUACCCCCGGAAAAUGGUGUAGCCAUUCCAAAUUCCAACGGCGCAAUCCCAACAGUAAAUGCCAACGGUGUUCCAUUAGGCACUGGAUUAGCGGGUACAGCUUUUGCCGGUAUCCCCAAUGGCUCAAACAACAAUGGUAAAACAAUUAACACACAGGUAGGCCCUGACGGCUUGGGUCUAGGCUUUGGCACGAUUACUGUCAUCGAUGAUUUCUUAACCUCUGCUCCCGAGUUGGGUUCGCAGCAACUUGGGAAAGCACAGGGGGUUUAUGUUGCAAGCUCUGCUGAUGGAUCAACGCAGAUGAUGGCAUUCACGGCUGUGAUGGAAGGAGGGGAAUAUGGUGACAGCCUUAACUUUUUUGGGGUGUACAAGAUUGGAAGUACCAUGUCUCGUCUGUCCGUGACAGGGGGUACCGGCAAGUUUAAGAAUGCGUGUGGAUUUGCAGAGGUGAGAUCGCUCAUUCCGGCUGGUCAGCAUGUCCUUGAUGGUGUUGAGGCAUUGCUUAGGUUCACAAUUCAUCUUACUUACUGA